UAUGAGAAGCGUCAACUCCCCCGAUGGGCGUUGACUUCUCAACUCCUCUAAAAGGUGUGGCGAUUUAACACAUACUGUGAAAUUCCUCCUUUGACAUCGAUUCUUUAUCCCCUCUCGCUUUGUUUUCUCAAGAAACACAACAAUGUCUGUGUGGGAUGACUUGGACCUGCUCUUAGACUCCCCCUCCUCACUGACUGUGGCAUCCAGUGCAAGAGGAACUGUGAAGGACAAGGCGAACUUCAAAGUGGAAGAAGAUGUGUCUGCACUGAGGAAGGCUAUAGAGGGCAUUGGUACAACAGAAAAAACUCUGGUUGAGGUGUUGACCCAAAGAAGCAAUGCUCAGCGUCAGCUUAUUGCGCAGGCCUAUGAGAAGAAGACAGGAAGGAAACUAGUGGAUGACCUGGAGGGCGACACCCACGGCGACUUUGAGGACCUGUUGGUGGCCUUGGUAACUCCUCCGGCUCUCUUCGACUGUCGUGAAGUCAUCAACGCCAUCAAGGGUGCAGGCACCACAGAGUGUACGCUGACAGAAAUCUUCUCCUCCAGAUCCAACAGACAGAUAAAGGCCCUGUCUGAAGCAUACCUGGCAGAAACGGGAAAAGCGAUGAUUCAUGAUCUGAAGUCAGAGGUAUCUGGAGAAUAUGGGGAAGCACUGCUCAUCUUGGCCGAGGGGAAGAGAGACGAGAGCACCAAUGUGGAUACUGCCAAAGCUAAAGCAGAAGCUAAGGCGCUGUAUGAAGCAGGGGAGAAGAAGUGGGGCACUGAUGAGCAGAAGUUCAUAGACAUCCUGUGCCACAGGAGUGUUCCCCAGCUGCGACAGACUCUGGUUGAGUACAAGAAUAUCAGCAAGAAGACUUUGCAGGAGAGCAUUGAGAGUGAGAUGUCUGGAAACCUGGAGACGCUGCUUGUGGCUGUUGUUAAAUGUGUGAAGAACGCUCCUGCCUACCUCGCAGAGAGGCUUUUCAAGUCCAUGAAGGGUGCGGGGACCACAGAGUCCACUCUGACCAGGAUAGUCGUCAGUCGCUCAGAGAUCGAUUUGUUGGACAUCAGAGCAGAGUACAAGAAGCUGUUUGGAUAUACGCUCUACUCCCAUUUAGAGUCGGAAGUUUCAGGCAGUUAUGGCAACGCCCUCAAGCAUCUCUGUGGCCAAGAUGACUAAACUCCUGUGAUGAGAAACAUAUGGUGUGAAAUGCAGCUUUAUUACAAAGUGGAGGAGAAGAACUGCAUCUAGCGACAAGUCGCUCACUGACCAUUUCAAUCACCUGAUUUGCCUGAACGUAGCCCUGUCGACUGGAACUGAUUGAGAAUUUGGAAUUCCAGUAAUGUGCGACCAGACACUGAUGUUUUAACUUUCAGUGCCAUGAAUGAAUAUAACACCAAGACUUGAGAAGAAGCUGAUAUUCAUGGAUAUGAAGAUGCUGUAGAAUGUCCGAAUGAAUAUGUAACAUUGUCUGUAUUCUAUGUAACUGAUAGAACAGAUUUCUUCUGAAGUAUUUCAGUUUCUUCUGGUAUAUUGUAACACAAAUAACCUAAAAGUUGGCAACAUGCACAUGAAUAGCGUCAUAACUUUCAAAUAUAACAAAAAUAAAAAUACUAUAUUCUA
Molecule: messenger RNA, 1603 nt
Organism: Scophthalmus maximus (turbot)
Lineage: Eukaryota; Metazoa; Chordata; Actinopteri; Pleuronectiformes; Scophthalmidae
Gene: anxa3b
Product: annexin A3b
Exons: 14
Coding region: 143-1159 (338 amino acids)
Cellular component (GO): cytoplasm
Molecular function (GO): phospholipase inhibitor activity; calcium-dependent phospholipid binding; calcium ion binding
Source: RefSeq, a predicted model, not a curated record